Messenger RNA from Ochotona princeps (American pika), 789 nucleotides. It is a transcript of the gene TEX51, whose product is annotated as testis expressed 51. The record is from RefSeq and is a predicted model, not a curated record. The coding region runs from base 43 to 789 and encodes 248 amino acids. Lineage: Eukaryota; Metazoa; Chordata; Mammalia; Lagomorpha; Ochotonidae. The transcript is spliced from 8 exons.
UGUCAGGGAGGGUAGCAGGUUACAGUGGGAGGACCCCAGAAGAUGCUGCUGCUUUUGCUCCUACUCGCCUGCCCCCUGCCCUCAGCUUGUGGAAACAACUGCUUCCACUGCUGGCCAGAACUGCCUGCCUUGCUGGAAUAUGACCUGCAAAUCCUCUGGGGCGCCCCAGGGCCACCCGUCGAGUUGUCCCAAAGCCUCCAAUCCAUCUUCCUGACAGUUGACACCUCGGCCAAAAGCUUGUUCCUUGACCGGGAGCAUCUGGAAAAAACAACAGCCAAAUUUUUCCUUCAAUUAGAUGACUCCAUUAAGAGGUUACGAAGCGACAAGGCCUUGCUGCUAGAGGAGCUCAAAAUGUACAAACGCCUGCUGGCCAAGAAACUUAAAGAGAGGUCGGAGGAGCUGGAGCAGAGGGUCUGCAAUGAGUCCUGCGACGUCCACAUACCACUGGAAAUCACAGAAUGUGCCAACUGCAGGACGCACUUCCUCACCUGUGAUGACCACACUCUGUGUCCAGCCCCAGUCAGGCACUGGCAGAACAAGUGGAUCCUGGGCCUCAGCACGAUGCUGCUCCUAGCUGUACCUGCAGGCGGAUGUUAUGCUUUGUGGCUCAGGAAGAAGAAGAAGAAAGAGGAGGCAAAAAAGGAAGGAGAUAACCGUGCGACUCCUGGGAACGAACAGAAGCCACAGCUGCUGUCAAGAAGCUCGGCCAUCUCCACUACCAACACCACUUCCUCCCUUCGUCCCUUCCACCCUGGGAUUCCCAGGACAGUGAGCACCCAGAGUUCCUGA